Molecule: messenger RNA, 4261 nt
Organism: Ostrinia furnacalis (Asian corn borer)
Lineage: Eukaryota; Metazoa; Arthropoda; Insecta; Lepidoptera; Crambidae
Exons: 15
Coding region: 865-3306 (813 amino acids)
Biological process (GO): negative regulation of centriole replication
Molecular function (GO): microtubule binding
Source: RefSeq, a predicted model, not a curated record
GACUUCUUCUAGUCGGCCAUCGCCCUGCGCUACAAACACACCACCAAACGCGACAACAAAAAACACCCAAUUAAAAAAACAAACUGUCACUGUCAAAAUCCGCGCCAAUUUUUUUGACUCGAUCGCGUGAUCGCCCCGCCAAAUUUUUUCGCAACUUUUUUACGCAAGUUUUGUGCCAGUGCCGUGAGAAUAUAGUGCCUAAAGUGUCUAACACUAACACCUUUGUUAAUUGAACGCGAUGAGGUGAUUCAUACUGCCCCAGUUGUUAUCUCAAUUUGCAGCAACGUUUCAUAAUUGCGCCUCGCGUAGAAUGUUGGAGAGACUGCGAAAUGGAAUGAAUUUCUUGUUGUAACGAUAAGCAAAAGUUAGCCAAGGCUUUCACCGGAUGAAUCGGUUAUAACAAUAGAUUGCAAAAAGGAAAUUAUUAUCAGCCGGCUAUCAGAUGCAAAUUUUAUCGGACCACUUAUCUAUUCCCCUCUAGGGAGAGCGAGAGGUUGGAUAUAGUCGUCUCGGCUGGCACACUAACCCGGCGGAGCGGAAUAACAGAGUUUUCUUGCUGUUGCCACCUAUCUAUCAGCUGAUUUAGUCAUCGAGUAAGAUAGUGGUAGAGAAAAACGCAUGGGUACUAAACACGUCACUGUGGAAUGAAACGUUGAGUCAGAGGAGGUCGGCGCAUGCGCGGUGCGGACGCCAGCGAUUACUUUUUUUGAGGAAGCAAUUUUCUAAAUUCAAAACCCCGCGCGUCUGUGCAUAAAACGAAUCGAACGACUUUUUUCGAAGUGUUUUUUUACGUAGAUCCCUUUUGUGAUAUUGAGUGGUUUUAUUGGUGUUUUUUACUGAAAUGUUGUGAUCUAUUCGCUGAUAAUGGAAAGAAGUGUGCUGGCGGACACCAGGCACGUUCACUGGAGUUCUGAACUGCACUCGGAGUACCGCAGCACAUACAGAUGGCACGAGUACAAGGAGCAGCAGCAAGGCGUGAUGAAGCAGCCGGCGCCCACGCCGCCCAACGUGCUGCCUCUCACCAGGGGUCCCAUGGAGCCGGCGAUGCCCCGGCGCAAGAAGUACCCCGGCGUGGCGUACAAGACCAACGAGCUGUUCGACCCGGCGCCCGCCGACGACAUCCGCCCGCAGCAGACCUCCGCCUUCGAUAGAGCCAGGAGCGCUCAAAGGAACGAUGCUGACAGGGCAGGCCGGCGCAGCAAGUCUGAAGGUCCUCGCCAACCGCGGUGGACGGACACCGUCGAACCAAAGGGCUCCACAGCCCUCGGCGACGUGGUGGCAGCGAAGGAGCCAGAGGUGGUGAGCACGGAGUACAGCCAGCAGUUCGCCUGGCCCAAGGACACCACGGAUUCUGCCCCUCGGAAGAGCAUCUCCAUGGGAGCGCUGAAGAAGGCCGCCGUGGCUGAAGGGUCGGUAGAAGCCGAACCUCUCAUGAACCAUGUGGACGACCACGAUGACCACAAGAGGUACAUCGAAGACUACCUAUGGAACGGCCAGAAGCCAGGAGUGCAGAGAAAAUCGACGUUCCGUAGCGCGCUAUCGGCCCUCAUAUCCAACGGGGAGGAUCGUUCCAAAGAUAAUAGGAAACGUUACAAAAGCGAGUACAAAAAGAAAUUUAGACCGUUCUCUCAGUACGUGUAUGAGGCGUCUAAAGGGACAUUUACGAAAUGCAGGGGGAAAGGAAAGACGAAUGAGGAGGCGAGCGAGAGGAUGCUGGGGGAGAAGCAAGUGGCGGGGGGGUCGGGGGAGGGCGCGGGGGCGGGGGCGGGGGCGGCGGGGCCCGCGGGGGCGGCGGGGCCCGCGGGGGAGGACAGCGCCAGCACGCUGCGCGCCGCCGGCCUGCAGCCGCUGGGGCUCGCGCAGGGCGACUCCUGGUACCGCGAAGUCCUGGACCUGCGCAAGCGCGCCGGCGAAUACAAGUACCGCGGCUGGGGAACCGAACUAGCUCCUGAACACAUCACACAGCUUUACAAUAAGCAAAUCGAGCUCUGGUACCAAGUGUCGCGCCGGUCCUCGCUGUCAGCCCUAUCACUUGCUUCCACCAAUCACAAGGCAUUGCCUCGAGACGAAAAAGAUGGCAAGGAGUCCAAGGGUACUUCCCCGAAGAAGUUCCGCUCGUUCCGCUCAGCGCCGCACCAGUCUAUCCACGCCAAGCUGCAAGAGACGAAGGCGCUGGAGCGGUCCCCUCAUAAAACCUCGCCUCAGAAGCAGAGGAAGAAGCUGCAGGGGCAUAGCUUCGACGAAGGAGCUGCUCAAGACGGCGCCAAAUCGGGCGAGAACCUAUCGUUUCGGUCGCCGCGCCGCCGCCCGCGCUCCGCCGACCCUGCGCCCGCGCACGGCUCGCCGCACGCCAAGCAUCUGCCCAACGGCCACGAACCUUCGCCAAGGCCCGCCAAGCCUACCGGUUUGCCGUUGAGUAGAGGGGCUAGUAAUAGAGUUAGGUCUACAUCCCGCGGGGGGCGGUCCCCCUCCGCGCCGAGCAAAGUGGCCCCCCUUACUAACGGGGUGGUGGCCCCUGGGGCCCUGGGGGCCACCGGGGCGCCGGGCAGGGGCCGCCGCAGCCGCAGCGUCUCGAAAGUGGGAAUAAAGUUGGAUGACGAGAUCCCGUCUCACCGGAGCGCGUCCGUGGCCAAAGACCACUUCUUCGACGACUCCCCUGUCGUGAAAUCGCCUCCCGAACCCACCAGGGUGAAGUCCCCGGAGCAGAUGAAUAUGCGGUCCCCUGAUCCCGUCAACUGGACCGUUCCCCUGGACACGGGGAAAACCUUCACAGUGACGCAAAACGUCAAGAGCGAUGAAAGCGUUAAGCGCCCUAGCUCUGAGUUUAAGGGUGGGUCCAUAGCCGAGGAGGGCGCCACCGUGAAGCCGGCCGCCCCGGCAGAAAUCGCGCCAAUCCACCACCAACAAAUGUCUCCGAUUCGCUCUUUGAAAAAGAGCGAGUCCCCGACCAGCCUGAGCAAGCGCACGGACAAGACUCCCACCACGCCCAUCAGCCUCACUCCCAUCGACGAGACCAAGGCUUUGGACAUGAACAACGUUAACGGACUCAAUGGCCUCAACGGGAUCAACGGCACCAACGGAAUUAACGGCAGCAACCAAAUCACACCUGAAACGCCAACCCAAGAGCCGUUGAAGGAAAAAGAAGUCAUCAAAAAGUCGACUGAAGCGACCCAAGUCGCACCGGGAGUGGUCGACACGACUGUGGUGAACGAGUCCACCGGUGGGCUGACGGCCUCCGAGGUGCUGGACCGCGCUCGCACGAGAUUCGACAAGUUCUGGGGCAAAAAGGAAGAAGACAACGUUUAGUCCAACCAAGUUUCACGCUUUUCACUGUAACCUGUGAUUUUGAGAUUUUUGUUAACUUCCAAAAUGAUUCUCCACCAUUGAAAUCAAAUUCUAAUUCACAUUAAUAUUUUCGCAUUCAAAAUCACAAUUACAGUGCGAAAGACGAAACUUAUUAAAGAAAAGUAGGAAAAUUAAAAGCGCGGUGUUUAACUGACAAAAAUAAGAAAAAAGCUUCGCUUUAUAACGACGACUGUAAUGUGUAUUUAUUAAUUUAUUAGGUAUUUUAUUAAUACGAUCACUAUCUAUUUAAUAGGAGUGUGGUGGCUUGUGAUAGUAGUAUGAUGAUUGGUGAAUAGGAAAAAUAAAAAGGAUCCAUUAAUAACCUCUGAAUGGUACAGAAGUAGAUUCCUCUCUUCGAUUGUCCUUGGAUCCUAAAGUUCUCUUGUUAAUUUAACUACUUAUCUUAAUGUAAUUUCUAUUAACUGGAACUUAUUAUCAUCUUAGCUACUCAUCUGCUAUUUAAAACAGGACUGACACGAAAAUCAACAGAAAAUGAAUGAUGCAAAGACUGGAAUGUAGUAGUCAUUAGAUUUAUCUACAAUAAUUCAAGGAAAUAAAUUUUAGCUUGAAAUUAACUAAAAAAAGUAUUUGAAAAGAAUUAUUGAAUUUCGUGAUAGAUCUGUAAAAAUAAAUUUUAAAUUGAAAUACACAAUUUACAUUCUAUGGCCACGUGACAUUUGCGUUCAAAACAUGACGUAAAUUAUUUUGGAUGGUAUUAGAUUAAUAACAAAAAUAAAUGAAAUAUAAAACUACUCCCUUAAUAAAAAUACUUAGCAACUGAUAAAACCUACAAGGGCAAUUGUAUACACACAACUAAACCGUCCAACGUAGUAUUUUUUGGCAAGUCAUGUUUUCUUGGCUAUUUAUUCCAAAGUGUAGAUUGUAUUUCUGAACGUACAUUUUUGAUAUUAACCAA